This is a messenger RNA of Gavialis gangeticus (Gharial), 731 nucleotides long. Its product is annotated as apovitellenin-1-like. Gene Ontology annotation, molecular function: enzyme inhibitor activity. The transcript is spliced from 4 exons. The record is from RefSeq and is a predicted model, not a curated record. Gene Ontology annotation, cellular component: chylomicron. NCBI's taxonomy places the organism in Eukaryota, Metazoa, Chordata, Crocodylia, Gavialidae. Gene Ontology annotation, biological process: lipid metabolic process. The coding region runs from base 135 to 452 and encodes 105 amino acids.
AAGACCUCUGACCCCUGCUCUCUCUAUAUUAACGUGGCAUAAACACUUAGCUUCCAGAUGAGCAUUUUCUCCCUCCUCUGCCUAUAAGAGAGACAGGUUUCUGUACCUAUUGCUCUGAACUUGUACUACAAACCAUGCUUCUGUCCAGGGCAGUGGCUAUAGCCCUUGUAAUGCUUCUCAGCACCAGUUUCUCUGAAGUGAGUGCGAAGACAAUUGAAAAGAGACACAUCCGUCGUGACUGGCUGGUCAUCCCUGACACAAUUGCAUAUUACAUAUAUGAAUCCGUGAACAAAUUGUCUCCUACAGUUGGGCAGUUCUUGGCAGAUGUUGUUCAGAUGCCAGUCAUUGCUGAGCCCAGGAACUUUUUGAUCAAGGAAACCGCUAAAAUCACUGUGAUGGCUGAACAACUGGUGGAAAAAAUAAAGGGUGUGUGGAAGAAUGGGGAAGCCUAAGUAGCGGGAUCAAGACAAGUCACAGUCUCUGAAUGUGUAGCCAGUUUUCGACAGUGUCCUCUCUCCCUAUGGACUGAGCAGAAUAUUCCUCAUAUUCCCCAAUAUUGCCACUAGAGGGGGUGGAAGCUUUAAAGACUAGAGAAUCCAUAACCUUGAAGAAAAAAAUGUGGUACUAAUAACAGAGCUGCCAAGUAGCUGUAUCUCUGUAGCUGUUUAGGAAGCCAAUUUCUCCUUUAAUAGUAUAGCACUUUCUAAUAAAACUUUAAUUGCAUUACAGUU